Solanum lycopersicum (tomato) is the source of this 1083-nucleotide messenger RNA. RefSeq names its product BURP domain-containing protein 6-like. The record is from RefSeq and is a predicted model, not a curated record. NCBI's taxonomy places the organism in Eukaryota, Viridiplantae, Streptophyta, Magnoliopsida, Solanales, Solanaceae.
CAAAGCCAUUCUAAAAAAUUUCAAUGAAGUCUCAGUUCCAUUACUUGAUCUCAUUCUCUUGGCUUGCAUUCGUAGUAAGUCAUGCAGCGAUAUCUCCAGAAGUUUAUUGGAAAGUAAAAUUGCCCAACACGCUGAUGCCUAAAGUGAUCAAAGAUUUUCUUCCCCACACAGAUCAUAAUUUCAACGGUAACAUUGUGCCUUGGCAUCAUGCUGCUACAGAGGAAGAGAUUCAUGAAUUGAAAGUAAACCGCGGUAAAAUUGGUUCUGGAAUGCUCCAUUGGUAUUGUGCUGCUACAGAGGAAGAGAUUCGUGAGCUAAAAGAUGAUAACAAUAAUUUUAUUUACAAACCUUUCUUCUUCGAAAAUGACUUGACGAAAGGAAAUAUUAUCAACUUUCCCUCUUUGAAACAUAAAAAUGAUGCACCAUUUUUGCCUCGCCAAUCAACCAUUCCCUUCUCAUCCAAAAAAUUCACUGAAAUUCUAAACCAUUUCUCAAUCGAUAGUAAUUCAAACGAUGCUCAAAUAAUCAAGGAAACAAUCUAUCUAUGUGAAGAGCCAGAUCUCCAUAAAGAGAAGAAAUUUUGUGCAACUUCAUUAGAGUCGAUGGUAGAUUUCAUGUUAUCCGAGCUAGGAACCAACAAUAUCGAAGCAAUUACAACAGAGGUAGAAGGGGAAAGUAGUCAAAUAAUUCAGAGAUAUACCAUGGAAAAAGUUGAAGAAAUUGCGGAUGGGAAUAACAUGGUGUGCCACAAAAUAAACUAUCCAUACGCAGUGCAUUAUUGUCAUGUUGGAGGAAGAACAAAGACGUUCAUGGUAUCAAUGAUAGGUGUUGAUGGAACAAAAGUUAAAGCGCUAUCAGUAUGCCACCAAGAUACUUCCUUUUGGAAUCCAAAGGGAAUACCUUUUGUAAUGUUCAAUGUUAAGCCUGGAACUACCCCUUUUUGUCAUUUCCUUCCAAGUGAUCAAAUUGUCAUUUUCCCUUCAAAAGAGGCCACCAAUUAGGCUAUCUCAUAAUUAAACUUAAUCCUAAGAGUAUGUUGUGUGAUUACAGAAUAUAUAAUCAUGGUAGCUAUUAUUUCUAUUA